AUGCGUCCUACUCUGAUCUGUACGACCCUUGCUGCAGGCGCCCUGGCAGCUCGCCCGUGGAUCAAUGAGCCAGAUACUGGAUUAGAAGAGGUCCUCGGAGACACUCCCAAAGGCUCCCUGCCCGACCUCAAGGCUAUGGUUGGCCUACCUGACUUUGACUGGGCAGCGAGGAACUAUCUUCCUCUCCUGAACUACACCUACUAUCGCAACGGAGCAGCGGGUGAAUCCUCCUACCGCAAUAACCUGGAGGUGUUUGGCCGGUACACCUUCAUUCCUGAGGUGAUGAAUGACGUUACCAAGAUUGAGGAGUCUUUGCCUACUACAAUCCUCGGCCACAACUUCUCGGCACCCUUUUACAUCAGCCCCUGCGCCUAUGGCUCUUACGGGCAUCCCAAUGCGGAGGCUAACUUCGUCAAGGGAGCUGCUGCUGGCAAGAUCCUGUACAUUCCCUCAGGUUACGCCAGUUUAUCCAUUGAGGAAAUUCAUGCUCUCAAGGCUGAGGGUCAGGUCGUGUUCCAGCAGCUCUACCUCACUACCAACGAUACCGAGACCCAGAGGCUCUUUGAUCGCAGCAAGGCUGCUGGAGCCGAUGCUCUGGUUUUCACCGUUGAUGCUCCCAUCUUCGGUUCUCGCCACCGCGCUGCCCGCCUUGAUUGGGACUACUAUCACAAGCUCCAGAACAUGACAGAUCUCCCCAUCAUCGUCAAGGGUAUCAUGAGUGCCAAGGACGCAAAGAAGGCGGUUGAGAACAAGGUUCCUGCCAUUGUCCUCUCCAACCAUGGCGGUCGCCAGCUCGAUGGCGCUCCCUCUGCUCUGGAAGUUGCAAUUGAUAUCUACAAGGAGGCUCCUGAGGUCUUCAACCAGACUGAAGUGUUCGCUGACGGUGGAGUUCGCUACGGCACUGAUGCCCUCAAGCUUCUCGCCCUUGGUGUCAAGGCUGUUGGUCUCGGCCGCCCCUUCAUGUACUCGAAUGUGUUCGGCCAGGAGGGUGUUGAGCGCGUCAUCGAGCUUUUUAAGAAGGAGCUUGCUGUUGAUGGCGCCAAUGUGGGACUUGGGUCUCUGAAGGACAUCAACCCCGGCUUUCUUAAUCUCUCCCCAAACAACUGGAAUCCUUAG
Messenger RNA from Clonostachys rhizophaga, 1116 nucleotides. The record is from the annotation of a GenBank genome assembly. NCBI's taxonomy places the organism in Eukaryota, Fungi, Ascomycota, Sordariomycetes, Hypocreales, Bionectriaceae.